This is a messenger RNA of Blepharisma stoltei, 315 nucleotides long. NCBI's taxonomy places the organism in Eukaryota, Ciliophora, Heterotrichea, Heterotrichida, Blepharismidae. The record is from the annotation of a GenBank genome assembly.
AUGAAAUUCAAUUCCGACAUAAUAAAAGAGAAUAAAUAUAAAAUCAGAAUCAUUAUAAUGAUAAAAGUACACCAAAUGAGCUUAGCAAUUGUGGUUGCUGAAUUAAUAGCUCUUGUCCUCAGUAAUUUUGAGCCCUGGGAUAGCAACUACAUUUACCUAUAUUGCUCACUUCUCGCAAGCGGCCACCUCUGGUGCUUAAUAGGAAAGUUAAAUAGUCUAAGAAAUAGCACCAAAUUUGACUCUGAUUGGUGCAUUGAAGUGCAGGGCCCAAGCGAAAACAAGAAAGUGGAGUGGUUUCCUCUCACCCCGGUAUAA